This is a messenger RNA of Cucurbitaria berberidis CBS 394.84, 2907 nucleotides long. RefSeq lists its product as uncharacterized. NCBI's taxonomy places the organism in Eukaryota, Fungi, Ascomycota, Dothideomycetes, Pleosporales, Cucurbitariaceae. Gene Ontology annotation, biological process: regulation of DNA-templated transcription; DNA-templated transcription. Gene Ontology annotation, molecular function: DNA-binding transcription factor activity, RNA polymerase II-specific; zinc ion binding; DNA binding. The transcript is spliced from 6 exons. Bases 1 to 2907 code for a protein of 968 amino acids. The record is from RefSeq and is a predicted model, not a curated record.
AUGCUUUCCACGAAUCUCCACCACCAGCAGUACCCGUCGGCCUUCAGCCACCUCCCCGCGCCGAACAUGGUCGACCAUCACCACCAACAUCAACAACAACAACAACAACUACCACCACCACCACCACCAUCACAACAACAACAACAACAUCACCACCACCUCGCCGCCCAGCACAUGGGCCCGUCGCCGCUCGACACCCUGGCCCACACGUCGCAGUACGCAGCACUGCAGUUCCACCAGACCCGGCAUGUCUUGCCCCACGGCAAGGCUCUCGUCAAGCCCCAUCGCUUGCCCUACGCCAGCGGGCCAAUAGCGCCCCGCAACCAGCGCGAGAUGCUCCACGAGCGAUCUGGUCGCGGCAGUGCGACGUCUGGGCCCGUACGGCGCAGGAUCAGUCGGGCGUGCGACCAGUGUAAUCAGUUGCGGACCAAGUGCGAUGGCAGGCAGAGUUGCGCGCAUUGCAUAGAGUUUGGUCUGACAUGCGAAUACAUACGCGAACGCAAGAAGCGCGGCAAAGCAUCGAGAAAAGACAUCGCCCAGCAGCAGGCCGCAGCCGCAGCCGCGGGAAAUGGCGGCCAGCCGUCCGAGGACGCUGCGACGCCAUCAUCUGACACCAAAGCUGGCGAGUCCACCCAGAGCAGCAGUCCCAAGCUGCCUGAUGGCCAACGCCCGCUCCCAGAGCUUCCCAGCCGCUCAGCGAGCAUGGCAACACCGAGAUCCGACAUGGAGCCCGCACCGCCCUUCCAGAACCGCGCCAUGAGCAUGAGCACCCUGGAUGCGAUGCGAGAAGACGAGAUGCAUGGCAUGCAGCCCAUGCAACCGCCUCGAAUUCAGACCCAAGGACUGCCUAUGCACUCGUCGAUUCCCGAGUACACCUCCAUGGAUGACUACCACCGUAACAUGACAUACCAGUCCCCGCUGCAGAUGAUGCAGCCGAGCAUGCAUCCCAUCGUCCCCUCUCACGGCCUGGAGUACUCUGACAGCCCUUACAGUAUGAUGAGCCCGCAGAGCGCACAUGCGCAAGCACCACCCCACCCAUUCAGGCUACCUGAAGAGCCGCCGAAUAUGGGCUACAUGACUCAAUCGCCAGUGGCUAGCUCCCCAGAAUGGAUGCUCCCUUCCCCAUCUACGACCAUGUACUCCGGCGCACCACACCAAAAUCCCGCUCAACAGCUGAGGUAUCCCGUUCUCCAGCCAUUGGUACCUCAUCUCGUCGAUGUCAUGCCCGUUUCGCUGGCCUGCGACUUGCUAGAGCUCUAUUUCCAGAGCUCCUCGCCCACCUUCCUGCAACCUGUCUCCCCGUAUGUGCUCGGUUACGUCUUCCGAAAACGCUCCUUCCUCCGACAAAACAACCCCCGCGUGUGCAGCCCAGCACUGUUGGCUAGCAUGCUUUGGAUCGGCUGCUUGACGAGCGAGUCACCGUACUUGUCAUCAUCACCCUCUGCAAGAAGCCACUUGUCAGAAAAACUGGUCAAUCUGUCCAUCAACCUCCUCAAACCUCUGGUUCACCAAACACCAGGCGAGUCUAACGCGACCUCCGGCGCAUUUGCCAACAAUGGUAUCGUCAAUGGUGUCACAAUGGGUGGCUUUGGCAUGCCAGCGCAAGACUCUGAAAUAGGUCUACCGGGAGCACCCGGUGAUCUUGACGAUGUAGCAACCUAUAUGCACCUGGCUAUUGUCAUCUCAGCGAGUGAGUACAAGGCCGCAUCGCUCCGUUGGUGGAACGCUGCGUGGUCACUAGCCAGGGAAUUGAGGCUGGGCAAGGAAGUGCCUGUGACACCUCCACCUGAGCCAAACGACGAAGACGCGGAUGGCGAUAUCGAGGCGGCCGACCUAGGCGGAACUUAUCCGAGUGGACAGAAUAGCCUUUUGGACACCACUGAAGAACAACGAGAAGAACGCAGACGCAUCUGGUGGCUGCUGUACACUGUCGACCGCCACCUAGCUCUAUGCUACAACCGACCUCUAUCUUUAUUAGAUGUCGAAUGUUCAGGCCUUCUGCAGCCACUUGACGAUAACGUAUGGCAAUCUGGCGAAUUCUUCGAGGACUCCGCUCAAUCGUUUUCAGAUCCCACAUUUCGCCGAAGAGGUCCUGCCUUUGAGUGCACCGGACACUCCAUUUUCGGAUUUUUCCUUCCUUUGAUGACCAUCCUUGGCGAAAUCGUCGACCUGAACUAUGCUCGAAAUCACCCGAGAUUCGGUACGAAAACCGAUUGGGACGACCAUGCAUUAGAGAUCAGUCAGCAACUGGUGGCAUACGGUCAGUCCCUGCAAGAGCUUCGGAAUCGCGCAAUCAACGAGGCCAAUGCGGAAUCGCACGAGCCAGCCCAUCCUAGCACACCCUCCGUCCGAUCUGUCAACUCCACGAUUUCAAGAGCACAGGAAUCUUUGAUGCACGCCAAGAUUGUCGAAGCCUAUGGCACACAUCUCAUGCAUACACUGCAUAUUUUACUAAAUGGGAAAUGGGACCCCAUCUCCCUCUUAGAUGACAACGACCUCUGGAUAUCUUCACAAAGCUUCGUCGACGCCACGGGACAUGCCGUCUCGGCAGCCGAAGCCUUGAACGAGAUUCUCGAGUAUGACCCGGAUCUAAGUUUUAUGCCCUUCUUCUUCGGCAUAUACCUCCUGCAGGGCAGUUUUCUCCUGCUGCUAAUUGCCGACAAGCUGCAAGGGGAGGCGAAUCCGAACAUUGUUCGUACAUGCGAAGUCAUUGUGCGCGCGCAUGAAGCGUGCAUCGUCACCCUCAAUACAGAGUAUCAGCGAAAUUUCCGGAAAGUCAUGCGCUCUGCUCUACAGCAAGUGCGUGGUCGAGGCAUGGACGAACAUGCCGAACUGGCGCAACAGCGUCGCCGGGAAAUGCUGAGCCUUUACCGCUGGAGUGGUGAUGGUUCUGGCCUCGCGCUCUGA